This is a messenger RNA of Folsomia candida, 3504 nucleotides long. It is a transcript of the gene 5PtaseI, whose product is annotated as inositol polyphosphate-5-phosphatase A. The record is from RefSeq and is a predicted model, not a curated record. The transcript is spliced from 12 exons. Gene Ontology annotation, molecular function: inositol-polyphosphate 5-phosphatase activity. The coding region runs from base 461 to 2371 and encodes 636 amino acids. Gene Ontology annotation, biological process: phosphatidylinositol dephosphorylation. Lineage: Eukaryota; Metazoa; Arthropoda; Collembola; Entomobryomorpha; Isotomidae.
ACAACAUUCGCUUCAGUUCACUUCCAGACUUGGCGAGUGAAACAGCAGAGAGCUGAAUAUUUCCCCCACAUUCCCGAUUUUGACACGUUCCUCGUCUUCUUCCGCUUCUUUAUUUAUCAAAAUAAAGGUCACGCAGAUUAAAUGAAUGUGCUCAUCUCGUAAUAAAACAUUUCCUCCAUCCGACGUCCGUAUUUCAGUUAAAAAAAUUCAACAGAAACCAAGCCGAAAGUAACCUUUUACAUAAUAAACUUCCCGAAGUCGGGUAGUUUCGGAUAUCUUUUGUAAACAGUGGAGCUGUUGGAGGAGUAAAGAAACAUCUGAAGUUCUCGAAAAGAGAAAAGUAAAGUGGGAAAGUAUUUAAAGUAAUAGUUAGCUAAAUGAGAAUAAAAGUGCUGGAAAUUAAAGUUUUUCUGAAAGUGUGACCAAGUUUUUGUGGUGCUACCUUCUCAGUUCAGUCAAAAUGGUGCGAAUGUUUUUAGUCACGGCGAACGUGGGAUCGGUCUUUGAAAAUUUGGAAAAAGGCCUGGAGAUUUGGAUGGAUGAAUUCACUUCGGUUAUCAGGUCGAGAGACCCGGAAUUCGUGGCGAUUCAUUUUCAAGAAACGGGUGGAAAAAAUUAUGAAAAUGGGAGCGACUGCAUUGACAUAUUUUUUGGACGUCUCGUGGAACGAAUGGGGCAGCUGAAUUUCCGUCGAGGGGAAGGUUUCGUUGAUUCACGGUCAGAUCUGGAACAUCAAUUUACUGCCUUGAGUAACGUGUACUUUGUCCAUGAGCGUGUACAUCCACAUGCCGUAGCCAUUUGGGAUUUUCAAGCUAAAUGCUUCCAAGAUGUUCAAUCUCAUCCCCCAAAAAUCUACACUGGAGGAGAAUUGGACCAUGUGUAUAAAAAAGAAAAGGAAAAAUUCCCACAGAAUUUCUAUCCCAAUUGUAAAUGGUCGCGGAAAGGGUUUCUCCGGACGAGGUGGCGCAUCUCGGGCAAAAUUGUGGAUUUCGUAAAUAUUCAUUUAUUUCAUGAUUCCGACAACGUCGUGGCAGCCAGUACGUUUCCUUCAGAAUUUGCAGAAAGUCGACAAAGGACGCUGAACUAUACGCUUAAUCGACUGCAAAAUAAUCCUCGCGAAAUAUUCCCACUCUUUAUCUUUGGAGAUUUCAACUUCCGUUUAAAUACUCAAGGCGUGUUGUCUCAUCUCGAGAGGGAGUUGGUCGGAGGAGAGAAUAGUAACGGUGUUUCUCAUGGGGUGACAAUUAGCACGAAAAAGUUUAAUCUUCCGGAACUCGAGAGGAGAUUUUUGCAUUCUUUUCACUGGCUAAAGCAAUUUGACUUUGAAGGGCAGCAUUUGCACGAAAUUUUGGACGAGUUAAAUUUCGACUUUCAUCCCACUUAUCCUUUUGAAGAGGAUGAGAACGAGCCAGAGAAAUUUAUGAGGACGCGAUGUCCCGCUUGGUGCGAUCGGAUUCUCUUUACACAUCCGACGAAGGAUAUUAUUUCUCAGGAAUCUCUGAUUGAGUACAAUGUACUGGGCAGCAAGACGUGCAUGGGAGAUCACAAGCCUGUCUACCUCACCUUUACUCUAUUAAAAUCAUCUCCACAAUCGCAACCUCAACCUCCUCCUUGUCCUUCUUGGGAAGAUUCUUCAUCAUCGUCAAUUAACAAACUUCCGUUUCUUGGUCAAAGUGCGACCUUGGUCAUCCUGCCAGAUCAGCAAGGUUUGUGUUUAUCGUCGUAUCGUAUGACACUAACCCCAAUGGAGAAAGGUACUGGGUGUCCAGUAACCACGGGGAGACGAAGUCGUGGUGGUGGUGGUUGUAUGAGCAAACGACAUCAUCAUCACCACCAUCACCCCCACCCCCCACAACGUAGAUGUCUCGCUAACCUCUUUGGCUUAAGAAAUCUCAGAUUCCCCGGAAAAAAGCAGUCCGUUUCUUCCGACUCGGUCUCAAUUAAUCCCCCAAGUAGUCAGAUCAGCAGUGAUGAGAACGAGUCCACAAUGUCGACCACGACAGAAAGUCCGGCAGGGUCGAGAUCUAACACGAUCAUUAAGAAGGCUGAUGAAAAAACCGAGUCUAAUAAUUUUUCGACAACAGAAAAGACUGGAGACGUUAAUUCGGAAAAGAGAAAGUUUCCAAUUUUCAGCUUCUUUUAUAAAAAUAAUGAAAGUAGCAAGUUGGAAAGUGAGAAUAAGAAAAUCGGUCCCAGUGAAAGCGAAGCAAAAAGUAAUAAAAAUAAUGGGAUUGAAGACAUAGUCGAACCAUUUUUGAAGAACGAAAAUGAUAAAAAUAUUCUCCAGUCUGCCAAUAAUCCCCCACUUCCUAAUCACAACAGAAUUAUCCUCCCCUCCUCAUUAGCGAAAAGGACAAUAUCCAAACCGUAGAAAUUCAAGAUUUAAGCUCUAGUAAAAAAUCCAUUGUGAGAUUUUCAUGUUUUCAAAAAUGGGGUAAAUCCAGCACAAGAAAAUCGAGUACACGAGGUGAAAAUAAGGUGUCAUAUCAUAAGAAAAAGAAAGACACCAGCCAAGACACGUUAUGCUGCAAAUGUGUGAUAUUUUAAGUAAUAAGUGCUAAAAAAUGCUACCACGUAUCACGCCUCCGAAUCUCGCUUGUUACAUAAAUCAUAAAAAUAAUAAUUAACGUUGUUAUUUUUAACACAACUUACGAGUACGAAUCGUCACCACCGCGUCACGACUUUUAAUCAUAUGCCAACCCUUUUUUUGCAUGGGAGUUGCUAAUUAAAAUCUAAUUUAUAUUUAUCAUCAUCAUCACUAUUUUACUACUAUUUUGUUUUGCAUGGUCUAAUUUUUACAUUACACACAUCAAUUCUAUUAUUCUUUUGCAAAUAAUACUAUCUAAUACAUAAUUAAAUAUUUCUCUUUUUUGGGUUGCCGAGUCCGUUGACCAUAAUUCUGUUGUAUUUAGUUGUAGUUGUGCAGUGCAGUCCACUCCAGCAGCAGCUACAUAUAAAAAUAUAUUUAGAUAUGCUAUUAUUAUCAAAUUUAUUAUUAUGUCAUCAAUUACUCUUUUUCAUUAUUGUUAUGUUGCCGAUUAAUGUACACACUUUAUAAUAGGACGACUAGUUAGUUAUUAUCCAAUCCACUUAUUUAUACGUGUAUUGACUAUUUUAAUCCUUUAUACAUAUGUUUGUCCAGUCCAGCAUCAGUAUUUUAUAGUCGUAUUUAGGUAGUACAUUAUCAUAAUCAUUAUCCCAUAAGGCUUGUCUGAUAAUUACGUUUAUUUAUAUUCAGUUUUUAUCUAUGUCUUAUUUUAUUUUAUUUUACAACACCAUAAUUAUUCUCUGAGUGAGUACUGACCACCUCGACUAUACUACACACACGUAUUUACUAUUAUAAUACAUGACUCGGAUUUAUUAUUUUUUUGAAGCUUUGAUUGGAUUGGAUUUUUGGAUUUGCCAUGAUUGGAUUAUGUGAUGACGAUGCAUGCUUUAUUGCUGUAGUAGGAAAGUGUAAAAAAAGAAUGAGCUAAUAAUAAAUUCCACUUUAUUUUAUGCUUA